AUGACCUGUCAAGUGAAACCCGAAGAGAAUGUGGGACGUGAGGAGGCAUCAUGGAAACACAAAGAGGAAAUGCAGGAAAAGUAUCCCCAACUCUUCGAGCUACAUGAUAGUGAUGAUUACAACACAAGUUCUGACACUGAUUUAGUAGAUGAGAUUAAUGAAGAAGAAACAGUGGAUUUGAGGUUAGAUGGGGAAGAGAAAACGCCAGUAAUGAGUAGCAAUGAUAUUGAUUUGGACCCUACUAUUGGCAUGGGUGAGAAAAUAAUAGACAAACGGAGAAAGGUGGAUUACCAGCCGCGUGUGUCAAAGAAAAGUAACUGUGGGACUUUAAUGAAGAUCAAGAGUAGUAAUGAAGUAUGGGUGGUGGAUAAAUUUGAAAAGGAUCACAACCAUAUUUUGGUGGACAAGAAUGAGGCUUUCAGACUUAGAUCACAUCAGAAAAGGCAUAAUAGUACAGUUAAUCUUGUACAACGACUGCAUAAGGGUGGGAUACCACCUGCACAAAUGACGAGAGUUGUAAAUGAUUUUGCUGGGGGUGAGCAGUUUGCUGUAACACCUCUAAAUGAAUUUGUUACUCAAUACGAAGAGGCUGUCUUGAAAAGAAGAGGAAAAGAAGCCAAGGAAGAUGCUAUCUGCAUCACCUCAGUCCCUACUUGUGCUACAGGUCACAAAAUUGAGCAACAAGCCACUAACGUUUAUACCAAUAAGGUGUUCAAAGUUUUCUCUGUAGAGUGGUACGCUACUUUAGGUCUACAAGCGAAUCAAUGUAAUGAUGAAAUUAUAGAGAAGAGAUACAAGGUGUUUAAGAUGGAUAGGGAACGAGAGAAUGAUGUUCAAUAUGUGUUGGAUAAUCAGCAGGCUGAUAUCACAUUUUGUGGAUGUAACUUAUUCAAUAACAAAGGUAUGCUGUGCAGACAUAUAUUUAAGAUAUAUGUGAUAACAGACAGAACCCAUAUUCCGGAGAGGUAUAUCAUGCAUAAGUGGACCAAAGUUGUCCGAUAUAGUAACACCUCAUCUGGAUGUGUGGGAGGGUCAUCUGAAGGACAGACACAACAACCAAUAUGGCUUUUACAAGACCUUGUCAAUAUAUUUGCAAGAGAAGGUUCUCUUUCUGCAGAGAGGUUUCAAGUUGCUUUAACUAUAUUGAAAAAAGGUUUAGUGCAGUCAUCAUCAAAUUCUUCUUCAAAAACAAUUUCUUCAUCUUCUUCAUCAUCCGAAGACAGCAUAACUAAAUCUGGUGCAAUAUCUGGCAAGUCAUCUAUCAAAAUAGCAUCAUCAUACGAAUCUCCUGCUGCAAUAGGUGGUGCUGGUGGAGCUGUUGGAUUAACUAAAGUUGCUGGUGGAACUACAUGUGGCGCUGGUGGAGAUGCUGGGGGAGGAUAUGGUCAUGGAGGAAAACUUGGUGGAGCAGCUGGUGGAGAUGCUGGUGGAGGAGAUGGUCGUGGAGGAAACCUUGGUGGAGCAGCUGGUGGAGGUGCUGGUGGAGGAGAUGGUCGUGGUGGAGAUGCUGGUAGAGAUGCUGGUGGAGGAGAUGGUAGUGGAGGAAACCCUGGUGGAGCUGCUGGUGGAACUGCAUAUGGAGGAUCUGAUGGAGAUGCUGGUGGAGUAGAUGAUUUUCGCGGAGGAGGAAACCCUAGUGGAGCUGUUGGUGGAGAUGCUGGUGAAUCAGCUGCUGGAUCUGCUGGUGCUGAUGCUGGGGUAGUUGGUGGUGGAGCUGCUGAACCUCCUUGA
Molecule: messenger RNA, 1731 nt
Organism: Telopea speciosissima
Lineage: Eukaryota; Viridiplantae; Streptophyta; Magnoliopsida; Proteales; Proteaceae
Product: keratin, type II cytoskeletal 1-like
Exons: 6
Coding region: 1-1731 (576 amino acids)
Biological process (GO): regulation of DNA-templated transcription
Molecular function (GO): zinc ion binding
Source: RefSeq, a predicted model, not a curated record